Messenger RNA from Salmo salar (Atlantic salmon), 897 nucleotides. It is a transcript of the gene arpc5l, whose product is annotated as actin related protein 2/3 complex subunit 5 like. NCBI's taxonomy places the organism in Eukaryota, Metazoa, Chordata, Actinopteri, Salmoniformes, Salmonidae. Gene Ontology annotation, cellular component: Arp2/3 protein complex; actin cytoskeleton. The record is from RefSeq and is marked provisional. Gene Ontology annotation, biological process: regulation of actin filament polymerization; Arp2/3 complex-mediated actin nucleation.
GACCCGGAAAUGACAGUUUAUGCUGCUGGCUUCACGUAGGUGAAAAUGAUUCUGACAACAACACUAUCGCGUGUCAAACUAGUUAGCUAGAUAUUUGGUUGAAAAGGAAUGAUUGUGUAACACUGGUAGAUAAAUUACAAUCAAAACACCGUUAGAUUGUCACAUCUGCGUAGAUUGUGGUUGCUAGCAAGAGCACCGACAGGGCAAGUACACUGUACUACUCUUGCAUCAACUCAACAGCGCCGUGGAGGACUAGCUCGCUGGCUUGCUAGCUACUGUUUCCUCCAGCGAAGUGGCUCCGAUGGCGAAAAACACUCUUUCGUCGCGAUUCAGGAAACUCGACAUAGAUGAAUUUGAUGAGAACAAAUUCGUGGAUGAUCACGAUGAGGCUGUCGACAAUCAAGGACCCGACGGCGCGGAGAUAGACAACCUCAUCAGGCAAGGCGACAUGAUGACAGCUUUUCACAUUGCUCUCCGGAACCCUCCUGUCAACACUAAGAAUCCAGCAAUAAAGGAAAGGGCUCUGGCAAUAGUGCUGAGAGUGUUGACGUCAUUCAAGUCCAGCGAUAUCGAGCCAGCUGUCAAGUCGCUAGACAGAAGCGGGGUGGACCUGCUUAUGAAGUACAUAUAUAGAGGCUUCGAGAAGCCCUCUGACAAUAGCAGUGCCAUUCUCCUACAGUGGCACGAAAAGGCUUUCGCAGUUGGGGGCUUAGGGUCAAUCGUAAGAGUUCUGACCGCCCGAAAGACAGUUUGAGGGGACGUGCUUUAUCACAUGGAGCAUCUCCUGCAUGACCACUGACAAGAGGAGUGACUGCCUUCUGUAUAAGGGAAAGUAGCUUAUUACCACAAUACAUUUCUUCCCGAGAAUAAAAACCCUUACACUACAUAAGUAAAGAC